Messenger RNA from Rosa chinensis, 2244 nucleotides. Its product is annotated as wall-associated receptor kinase 2. Gene Ontology annotation, molecular function: ATP binding; polysaccharide binding; protein serine/threonine kinase activity. The record is from RefSeq and is a predicted model, not a curated record. Lineage: Eukaryota; Viridiplantae; Streptophyta; Magnoliopsida; Rosales; Rosaceae. Gene Ontology annotation, biological process: protein phosphorylation; cell surface receptor signaling pathway. Gene Ontology annotation, cellular component: plasma membrane. The transcript is spliced from 3 exons. The coding region runs from base 1 to 2244 and encodes 747 amino acids.
AUGGCCUUGCAAUUUCCAUUGGCGGCAGUCCUACUCCUAUUAUCGGCGGCUAGAACUACGAAAACAACAGCUGCUGCUCAAGCCCUGCCUGGCUGCUCUGACAAGUGCGGCGAUCUCACAAUUCCAUAUCCAUUUGGCAUGAACAAGGAUUGUUACCUGCGAGAAGAAUUCUUUAUCAAUUGUAGCAAUACCGCCCAACCACCAACAGCAUAUUUGAUGACAAGCAAUUUAACUGUUACUAACAUUUCCCUUGAUGAUGGUGAGUUGCGAAUAUUGAACAUGGGAGCUGAAGAUUGCUAUAACGCCCAGGGCAAUGUGACGUCCAACUUCCCUUAUGAGCUCAGCCUCCCUCUUCCUUAUACGAUCUCCUAUACCAAAAAUAAGUUCUACACCGUUGGUUGUGACUCACUUUCAAUUUUCCAAGGCUUCCGAGGGGAAGACGAGCUCGAGAUGGGGUGCAUGUCCAUGUGCAACAGGCUUGACAUUGUUGAUCAAUAUUCUUGCUCUGGCGCUGGGUGUUGCCAGACUAAUAUUCCCAGAGGACUGAAAAAUGUGACGGUGUUAUUGGACAGCCUUGACAAUCAUGCUGGUAUAUGGGAAUUUAACCCCUGCGGCUACGCCUUCAUUGCAGAGCAAGGACAGUUCAAUUUCUCUGCUGCAAGUUUAAAGAAACAGAACAACUACCAGCUUCCGUCGGUUCUUAAUUGGGCUAUUGGGAAUGAAACAGACUCCUGUGAUGAAGCUCACAAGAAGACGAAUUUCGCAUGCAAGGCUAAUAGCAUGUGCGUCAAUGGGUCAGUAGGUUACUUGUGCCGGUGCUUGCCUGGUUAUGAAGGAAACCCUUACCACCCAGAUCGAUGGUUGCCAAGGGCUUCAAACCUCUGCCAGAACGGACAGUGCUUAAAUACUUUCCCUCCAGGAAACUACUCUUGUUCAUGUCACAAAGGAUACAAAAACGACGGCAUGAAUGACAAGAGUUGCAUCGAAGACGAUUCCAAAAGACACUCAAAGAUCGUUCUCCUGCUUAUAGUUUCAUUGGGUGUAAGUGUGGGCUUCUUGGUUUUAUUCCUUGGAAUUUCGUGGAUAUGUUGGGGACUGAAGAAAAGAGAGUUCAUUAAACUCAAAGAAAAGCACUUCAAAGAGAAUGGUGGCUUAUUGUUACUGCAACAACUCUCUAGUCAUGGAAGCUCAAUGAGGACAACAAAAAUCUUUACUGCUGAAGAACUUGAGAAGGCAACAAACAACUACAAUGAGAGUAGAGUCCUUGGAGAAGGAGGGUAUGGAACAGUUUACAAAGGAAUACUAUCAGAUGACAUAGUGGUUGCCAUAAAGAAGUCGAAAGGUGGUGCCCUGACCCAGAGUGAUCAAUUUGUUAACGAGGUGAUUAUUCUUUCCCAAAUCAACCACAGAAAUGUGGUAAAGCUAUUGGGUUGUUGUUUAGAAACGGAAGUACCUUUACUAGUAUACGAAUUCAUUACCCAUGGCACUCUUUAUGAGCACAUUCAUAAAAAAAGAUCAUCACUCUCAUUUGAAUUACGAAUGAAGAUAGCAACUCAAAGCGCGGAAGCACUAUCCCACUUACACUCCUCAAUUUCCACACCAAUAAUACAUCGAGAUGUGAAAACAGCAAAUAUUCUGUUAGAUUAUGAUUAUACAGCUAAAGUGUCAGAUUUUGGAGCUUCCCGAUUGGUUCCUUCAGCUCAAACUGAUAUACAAACUUUAGUGCUCGGGACAUUUGGAUACUUAGACCCUGAAUAUCUGCAAUCAAACCAACUAACAGAAAAAAGUGAUGUUUACAGUUUUGGAGUUGUCCUAGUGGAGCUACUAACAAGCAAAGUGCCGGUUUCUAAAGAUAGAUACUUAACAAGCAUCUUUCUUGCUUCCAUGGAAGAAGAUUGGUUGAAUCAAAUUCUUGAUGAUGACAUAGUGAAUGAGGGAAACAUUGAGACGGUAAAGAAAGUGGCCAAUCUCGCAAAAAGAUGCUUGAGGGUAAAGGGGGAGGAAAGGCCCACCAUGAAAGAGUUAGAGGAAAUGAGUGUCACGGCAAAACAUCCGUGGGGAUUUAAUGCUAAUUUCUGCGGAGAAGAGAAUGAAUACUUGCUUGGGUCACUUAAUUCAGACGCUUAUGUUGUGGGUGUUGGAGGAGGUGACUGCAGUUCUAGUGGUCUAAGCGUUGGUACGACCAAUGCAUAUGACAGCAUGAAAAACCAACUGCAGUUAAUGCCAUACGGUGGUGGACGGUAG